Molecule: messenger RNA, 474 nt
Organism: Loa loa (African eye worm)
Lineage: Eukaryota; Metazoa; Nematoda; Chromadorea; Rhabditida; Onchocercidae
Exons: 2
Coding region: 1-474 (157 amino acids)
Source: RefSeq, a predicted model, not a curated record
AUGUCACGACAUACAUUCUUUCUCCUUCUAUUUGUACGAAUGUGUACUUCAACUCUAAGCAUUCUCGUAAUGCUUGUUGUUUUGGUCAGAUUUCGACAAGUACAAGAAACUGUAAAGGUUAAUCGUCGUAUGGCCAAUUUCAAUUCACGUCAACAAGGCUUCACACAAGCUAUGCUUUUCUCUUGCUGUUUUACUUUUGCACUUUUUGUUGUACCCAAUAUGGCAUCAUAUUGCAUUAAAUUGCUUGAUGUGAAAAAUGCUGAUUUGUACAAUACAUAUUUAAAAUUGGUCAGCUAUACUUCUACAUUGGACAUCCUUGUCAUUAUGUUACAUCGACAACAGGAUAUUACUACAGAAGUAUUGCAACGUUUUCCAUUUCUGCUUAGUUUCCGAAUUUGUCUUCAAUCCUUACUGAAACCAAAAGUGAAAGUUAUACAAUCAAAUCCGGCAAAUCUCAAUUUAUGGAUAUCAUAA